Molecule: messenger RNA, 1906 nt
Organism: Linum tenue
Lineage: Eukaryota; Viridiplantae; Streptophyta; Magnoliopsida; Malpighiales; Linaceae
Source: the annotation of a GenBank genome assembly
UUAUUCUCGGUCGCGAAAGAGACAACGAGAUUGGAGGGGUAGCAGUAGUGCUCUCAUCGACCACAUUUUUAGCCUAUAUUUUUUUAUUGAUCCAAUACAAAACUGUAGUUAUCAUCGGCGUCUAGCCCGACUGCGGACUUCACUGUGGCGAGAGACACACAAAAACCCAUGAGCGAAUCUUUGGUGAUCGACGGCAGCGACUCAAAGUUUCAGUCUCACCGCAUCGAUGGUGGGGCGGCCGACGGGAAGUGCGACCACCACCACCACCACCAGACGGAGCCCACGAAUGAGACUGAUGGCGUAAUCGAUGGGACCCAGAUGCCGAUUGAGUCCGAUCGCAAUCAGCAGCCGCCGAUGGCGGCGGCGGAGGUGGCCAAGUCCGGUGAGGUUCCGGGAGAUCGACCCCAUCAGAUGUCAUUCGAUAAAGCAAGUGGCUUUGUGAAAGACAUGAACAACUUGGUCGAGAUGUUGUCCAAAUUGAAUCCCAUGGCGCAAGAGUUUGUACCUCCUUCUCUCGCCGGCAACAACCACGGGGUUAAUCGGAUCGGAUAUACUCGCGAUUUUGGGAUGUUUGGUAAUUUCUUUAAUGGCAGUGGGAAUUCUGAGAAAAGGGGUAAGCCUAAUUUUAACCAAGGAAGGAGAAGAACCAACAGUAGGAGGAAUAUGGCUCAGCGGGAAGAUGUAAUUAAGAGGACUGUUUAUGUGGCUGACAUUGACCAACAGGCAAGCGAACGAUUCUCCAUAUGGGCUCUGCUUUUGCGCAGUUCCCAGUUACUGAAGAGCAGCUUGCGGGUCUGUUUAUUCAUUGCGGACAGGUUGUUGAUUGUCGUAUAUGUGGCGAUCCUAAGUCUGUUCUUCGCUUUGCGUUCAUCGAAUUUACUGAUGAAGGUAUUGCCAGAAACCAUCUGUUGUUUGGUUAUUGCUCUAAUUCCCACCUCCUGCAACUUUAAUCACUCUAGUCGGUGCCUUGCAGAAGGUGCAAUUGCUGCUUUGAGUUUAUCUGGGACUGUGCUUGGAUAUUACCCACUAAAAGUGCUCCCUUCCAAAACUGCGAUUGCACCUGUUAACCCAACAUUUUUGCCCAGGUCUGAAGAUGAACGUGAGAUGUGUGCUAGGACUGUGUACUGUACAAAUAUAGACAAGAAGGUUAACCUAGGAGAUGUGAGACUAUUCUUUGAGUCCUUUUGUGGAGAGGUUCGGCGCUUGAGGCUUCUUGGAGACUAUCGUCACUCAACCCGUAUUGCUUUUGUGGAAUUUGCAGUGGUAACUACCCUUAUAUGGCAAAAUGCUGAUAGUGCGAUCGCUGCGCUCAACUGCAGUGGUGUAUUUCUGGGAACCUUGCCCAUAAGGGUUAGCCCAUCAAAGACACCAGUUCGUGCUCGCAUGCCUUGACCACCUUUCGCCUGAGAGAAUCAUCCUCCAAUAUGCAAAGCUCAAAUGCUUCUGCAAAGCCCGGCCAACUCGUUGCUAGAAGUAUUUAUAUUUCAUAGUACAUAGAUGCUGAAACAGGUUUAAAGGGUACUUGCUUUCUCAAUCAUCCUUCAUUUUGUCUGCUGCACUGCAAGCUGCUAUCUUUCGGUGCCGCCAGAGGUGUUAGGGAAUGGAUUGUUUAUGGGUGUCUGGAUGCUUGGGUCAUUAGUUGAAUGGGUUUUUGAGGAUGUGAAUAACUUUGGUUUAAUGAAAGAUUAAUCGACAACCUUCCAAUUGGAGAAUUGGGGGCAGCUAUUCUUGAAGGAGUUGUACGUAUGCCAAACAGGGUAAAGCAUUUGAGAAGCAUAUAACACAUGGUAAAUGCUACAAAUUUAACGUCCAUGUAAUUUUGUGAGACGAAUCUGUCUCGUCGAAAACGAGCAUCUGACGACAACUAACCCGCCACGUAGAUGGUUGUAAGCAUGUGUGAUCAGCC